AACGGGACUGUAUUUUCUGGUACACACGUCACAUUUUUACAGAUACGUGAUCCGACGUUGGUGAGGUGCAACGCCCAAAAUACAGUCCAUAAGACUUAUGUCAACCUUCCAGACAAGGUGUAGUGAACAGCUAUCAAUGAAAACAAAAUAGGUACACAUACAUUCCUAAACCGGGUUUUUAAACAGCAUUCACGAGUCACGAGUCAUACCAUGUACAGUACCAUUUUCACCGAUUUUCUCACGCACAGAUAAUACGUAGGAGGCAGCAGGGGUGGCGGUGGGGAUGCGCGCGCUCCGUCCACCACUGUGACCGGUCACCGAAUAGGCAGUCUGCCGCGCUCCGACCCGCGAGGUCGGGCGCGUGACCUCAUAGCACAAUCCCGCGCAGCGGGCCGCCCGAUAAAGCCAUUUUGUGCGAGGCCCAUGGCCUCAAACGAAAUAAGCAUUUAUCCUGCGACUCGCUGCUUCCAUAACAAUAAAAGCUGGUAUGUGGAAACGGGACUGUAUUUUCUGGUACACACGUCACAUUUUUACAGAUACGUGAUCCGACGUUGGUGAGGUGUGUAUCGAUAUGUUGAGUCGCCUAUAUCGAUAUGUUGUGGGUCGCCUUUUGUAUCGAUAUCAACGUGUGGGCCAAUAAAGGCGUGACGUGUCACUUGCUGGCACGGCACGGAGCACGAAACAUGGCGCAGCCUGUGGUGAACUUGUGGUUUUGAUUUCUUAUUUUUGGUGGGGUAAAAGCAACUUGAAGAAGUGUAAGAAAGCGAGAAGAAGCAAGACAACAUCAAGCAGUGAUGUCUGGAUUUACCCCACCAGAACAGUUUGAUUUUACUUCACCAGAGCAUUGGCCUCUGUGGCGCGACCGCUUCAGACGAUAUCGCCAGGCGUCAAAGCUAAAUCUCGAUGAGGAGGAAACCCAGGUCAGUGCACUUGUUUAUGCAAUGGGGCCAGAGGCUGAACAUAUUAUUUUGAGCAUAGCAGCUUUCCCUCACAACAAUUUUGAAGCUGCUGUGCGCUGUUUUGAUGGGUACUUUACCCCAAAGAGAAAUGUGAUUGCUGAGAGGCAUGCUUUUGAGAUUAGAACACAAGGCGCUUCCGAGUCGAACGAAAGCUACAUUAGAGCAGUGCAUUGCCUUGCCGAACACUGCCAGUUUGCUGACAAAAAUGAAAGGAUCAGAGACCGUCUGAUAGCAGGAAUGAAAGAUAAAAAUAUGUCCAAGCAGAUUCAGUUACGAGCUCUGGAUUCAGAUGUGACUCUUGAAGUUGUGGUGCAGAUGCUUCGUAAUCAUGAACUCGUGCAUGACCCGAGUACCACAGACAAUGUGAACAGGAUUGAAAGCAGAGCGAGAUACAAGCCAGCACCACAUCAAGCAAGACGCCCAAGCCAGCCUGGACCAGCUGUUGGACGAAGCCAGAGCCAGCCAGAUCCAGCCUCGUCCAGACCAAGAUCAGGUCGUGGACGAGCAGGCAGAGGAUCAGUACUCUCCACAACAUGCAGGUAUUGUGGAAGGAGGAGGCAUACCAGUCCGCAGCAAUGUCCAGCCCUGGGGAAAACCUGUUUCAAGUGUGGUGGCAGGGACCACUUUGCAAAUGUUUGCUCGGGUUCAAGCCAUAGAGUUCAGAGUGUCCAAUGUGCCCCAGAUACUGAACAUGAUGAGGACCAGGAGGAAGGUUAUUUUCUUGGGGUGGUUGAAGGGCACAAGAGCAAGGACUGGACAGUUUCUGUUGAGGUUGGUCAAAGCCAAGUCAGUUUCAAAGUGGACUCUGGUGCAGAUGUUAACGUCAUGUCUCUCCAGCAGUAUGAGCAGAUGGUGCAGAAGCCAGACCUGCUGCCCACCUCAAGACAGCUGACCAGUGUUGGUGGUGCCCUUGAUGUCCUGGGAGUAUUCAGUGCAACCAUCAAGUACAAGCAGGUGAGCCUUGAGAAUGAACAUUUCUAUGUUCUGGACACUUCUCAGAAUCUGUUGUCACGCUCCACUGGAGAGAGGCUCGGAGUGAUUGAAUUCACUGGAGAGGUGAGACUGUCUCAGAAUGUGUUUGGUCCAACUGGUUUGAUGAACACAUCACCAAUCAAAAUCAGGCUUGUUGAUGAUGCCGUACCCUCUGCUGUGCAUACUGCUCGUAAUGUGCCAUUCCCACUGCUGAAGUCGGUGAAACAGGAACUGGAGAGAAUGGAAGAUGCUGGAAUCAUCAGGUCAGUCUCAGAACCCACUGACUGGUGUGCACCUAUGGUGCCCGUUCCCAAGGGUGGUGGUUCAGUCCGCAUCACGGUCGAUUACAAGAACCUGAACAAGUGUGUGAAGAGAGAGAUCCACCCUAUCCCCACCGUGGAACAAUUGACAGCUGAACUUGCAGGUUCGAGCAUCUACAGCAAGCUGGAUGCCAGCUCGGGGUUCUACCAGCUCCCACUGGACAGGGAGUCACAGCUACUGACCACUUUCCUCACCCCAUUUGGCAGGAAGGCAUUCCAGCGGCUUCCAAUGGGGAUAAACCUGGCGCCUGAAUGUUUUCAGAAAAAAAUGCAGGAAAUGCUGGCUGGUCUCGAUGGUGUACUGAUAUACAUGGAUGACAUUGUUGUGUACGGUGACAGUGUGACGCACGACGAGCGUCUGCAGGCAGUUCUCCAGCGGAUCGAGUCAUCCGGGCUGAAGCUGAACAAAGCGAAGUGCGAGUUCAAGAAGGACAGCAUCAUCUUCUUGGGCCAGAAGAUCAGCAGCAGAGGAGUGGAACCGGAUCCUGCCAAGCUCGCAGCAGUGAGGGAACUGCAGGCGCCACAGAACGAGCAGGAACUGAGGAGCCUACUUGGAACCGUCAACUAUCUGGACUCUUCAUGGCUGGAUGGAGGGUCCAAGGGCCCUGCAGGACUACUUCAGCGUCCGGCAUGACCUGAGUGUGGUGCACCUGUCGUCAGGCCCUCUGCUCCUGUACCGCAACCGUCUCGUCAUCCCUUCGAGUAUCAGAACCUGUCCACCGAGUACGGUUUCCGGCAUCGGAUAACCGACCCUCACACGCCGUCUUCGAACGGCGCCGCUGAGCGCGCCGUAAGGACGGCUAAGUGGCUCCUCCGCCAGCGGGACCCGCAUCUGGCGCUGCUCAACUACCGCGCUACGCCGGUGGAGGCGACAGGCCAGUCGCCUGCUCGUCUGCUCUUUGGACGCGAGAUCCAGACUCGGCUUCCGCGUCCGCGGGUCGUCGAGUGUCAGGACUCUACACUCGACGCCGCGAGGAGGAGAGAUGGCGAGAGGAAGGAGCUUCAACGAAGGAGCUUCAACAAGCAUCACGGAGCUCGCGACUUGCCGCCGUUGCGGCCUGGGGAUGUAGUGCGAAUGCGAACAAGGAUCGAACCGGACUGGAGCGAGCGAGUGACAGUGCGUGAGCGGAUCGGGCGACGAAGUUAUGUGGUAGAUAACAAUCGUCAUACAGUGAGGCGCAAUCGAGGCGCCCUGCGCCUGUCACCGGGGAUCGAGCCUCCCACGGGCUCGUCGGACCUCCCGGUGCCCUUGUCGGUGCGGCCGUCGCCGGGCGUGCCUGUUGGUGUUUCAGUGCGGCCGAGCCCGACUGUCUCGAUGCCGCGGCCGGCUAUCUCUCCGCCGGGUCAGACGCCGGAGCCCUGUCCUUCCGCAGCGGCGAGUCCGAGCAGGACCCGCAGCGGCCGGCUGUACGGGUCGCGUUCGUGAUCCC
Amphibalanus amphitrite is the source of this 3681-nucleotide messenger RNA. RefSeq lists its product as uncharacterized. The record is from RefSeq and is a predicted model, not a curated record. The transcript is spliced from 3 exons. Gene Ontology annotation, molecular function: zinc ion binding; nucleic acid binding. NCBI's taxonomy places the organism in Eukaryota, Metazoa, Arthropoda, Thecostraca, Balanomorpha, Balanidae. Bases 795 to 2885 code for a protein of 696 amino acids.